Trichomonas vaginalis G3 is the source of this 666-nucleotide messenger RNA. RefSeq lists its product as uncharacterized. The transcript has a single exon. The record is from RefSeq and is a predicted model, not a curated record. Lineage: Eukaryota; Parabasalia; Trichomonadida; Trichomonadidae. Bases 1 to 666 code for a protein of 221 amino acids.
AUGAAUCAAGAUCUAAGUAAUAUGAUAAUAGAAACACCAAAUCUAAAUCCACACAAUACAUUACCACAAUCAGUACGCUUUAUUGUUUCAUAUUCUAUUCCAAGUUCGGAGAAAGACGGAUUAUUUAUUGUCGGACAAAGAUUAUUCGUAAAUCAACCAUUAAGCAAAACUACAACAGAAAUUAUCAAGGAAAUAAGAAACAUAUUCCCUCAAGAAAUGGAGAAUUACGUUUUAUUAUUAAAAUAUAAUAAUAUUUUAUUUGAAGAUACAACACUUGCAGAUAUGGAAAUUAAAAAUGAUGCUGUUAUAGAGCUUGAAUGCUUAGAGAAAAACAAACAAGUCACACAUAAUGAAGGAUUUUUCUAUCUUUACUGGUCAAUGCUUCCCAUGAUGUUCGCAAUCUCAUUUGGAUUAAGUGGAUUAAUGGGAAAGUUUGAUUUCAUUUACAAAGCAUCAUAUGUUCUUGCCAGUUUCUUAAUUGGCAUUCCUUCGCUGAUAUUUAUGUUUUUAGGUUCAUCAGAGCUCUUCCCUGUAGUUACAAGGACAUCAAUUGUUGGAAGAUACUGGUUUUGCCAGGAUAAUCCAUGUGAUUGCAGCUGCUCCUGCUGCCAUCGACGCACGUUUUCGGAAAUCGAAACACCUCUUGAGGGUUUUGAUUCUAUCUAA